CUGCGUCAUUUUCUGCUGCGAGAAACACUCUCCGUGUCCCGCGAUUCUCAUAACUGAAUUCAUACACCAUUUUUUGCUUCGUCGAUGGCAGCUGCCGAAGAUUGCUGUGUCAAAGUCGCAGUCCACGUCAGGCCGCUCAUCGCACUCGAGAAGCUACAGGGUUGUAACGAUUGCGUCUCCGUACUACCCGGGAAUCCGCAGGUCCAAAUUGGCUCCCAUUCAUUUACAUUUGAUCAUGUUUAUGGAAGUACUGGUUCUCCUGCAGCGUCAAUGUAUGACGAAUGUGUAGCUCCUUUGGUUGAUGGUCUAUUUCAAGGUUAUAAUGCUACUGUUCUUGCCUAUGGACAGACAGGGUCUGGUAAAACAUAUACCAUGGGUACUAGUCUCAAAGACGGAUGUCAAACAGGAUUAAUUCCCAAAGUUAUGAAUGCAUUAUUCCGCAAGAUUGAAAGCCAGAAGGGUGAUACUGAAGUUCAACUGCAUGUUUCCUUCAUUGAGAUUCACAAGGAGGAAGUAAGAGAUCUCUUAGACCCUAGUUCUUCCAGCAAGCAAGAGACAGCAAAUGGAAAUGCUGCAAAGAUAACUACCACUGGGAAACCGCCAAUUCAAAUCCGUGAAACAUCAAAUGGUGUGAUUACACUAGCAGGAUCAACCGAAUGCAGUGUGAAAACUCUCAAAGAAAUGGCUGAUUGUCUGGAGCAAGGAUCACUAAGCAGGGCAACCGGGAGUACAAACAUGAAUAACCAAUCGAGCCGCUCUCAUGCCAUCUUCACCAUUACAAUGGAGCAGAUGCGCAGGCUUCAUCCGGGCGAUCCUAGUGCCAGCAAUCGGAGUGAUUGUAUGACAGAAGAAUAUCUAUGUGCCAAGUUGCAUUUGGUGGAUCUUGCUGGAUCAGAGCGUGCCAAGAGAACAGGCUCUGGUGGUCAACGUUUUAAGGAAGGAGUUCACAUCAACAAAGGUCUUCUUGCGCUUGGCAAUGUUAUAAGUGCACUUGGCGAUGAUAAAAAACGGAAAGAAGGUCUUCAUGUUCCGUAUCGAGACAGCAAACUUACACGGCUUCUGCAGGAUUCUCUUGGUGGGAACAGCAGAACAAUAAUGCUAGCAUGCAUCAGUCCCGCAGAUAUAAAUGCGGAAGAAACUCUCAACACUCUCAAGUAUGCUAACCGUGCUCGUAAUAUCCAAAACAAACCAGUUAUUAACAGAGAUCCAGUAUCCAGCGAAAUGCUGAAGAUGCGUCAACAGUUAGAAUAUCUGCAUGCAGAACUCAAUGCACGUGGGGGUGGAGUAUCAUUUGAUGAAUUACAGGUUCUUAAGGAUAGGAUUGCUUGGCUUGAGUCCACUAAUGAGGAGUUGUCUCAUGAACUUAGUCUGUUUCGUAAUGGAGAUGGCCACGUUAAGCAACAUGAAGCAAGAACUAAAGUCCGCAAAAGUGGUGCCACCAAAAACGAAGGUCUCAAGAGGGGGUUGCAGACUAUGGAGUCCUGUGAUUAUCAAAUGAGUGAAAGCAGUGAUCCUGGAGAUGUCGAUGAAGACACAGCAAAAGAAUUGGAUCAUACCUACUUCCAGAAUAAUAUGGAUAAAGAAUUGAACGAGUUAAAUCGAGAACUAGAGCAAAAAGAGUCACAGAUGAGACUUUUUGGAGGCUAUGACACUAUUUCUCUAAAACAACACUUUGGAAAGAAAAUUUUGGAACUUGAGGAAGAGAAAAGGACUGUGCAGCGAGAGAGGGAUCAUCUGUUGGCAGAAGUUGAAAAUCUUUCAGCUACUUCUGACGGAUAUGCACAAAAACUGCGAGACGCUCAUGCCCAGAAGCUAAAAGCGCUUGAAACCCAGAUACAAGAACUUAAGAAGAAACAAGAGAAUCAGGUUCAACUUAUAAAACAGAAACAGAAGAGUGACGAUGUGGCUAAAAAGUUAAAGGAGGAAAUACAAUGCAUGAAGGCACAAAAGGUUCAAUUGCAGCAUAAGAUAAAGCAAGAAGCAGAGAAUUUUCGACAGUGGAAGGCAACUCGAGAAAAAGAAUUGCUACAGUUAAAGAAGGUGGGUAGAAGAAAUGAGUACGAGAGACAUAAAUUGCAAGCUCUGAAUCAGCGCCAGAAAAUGGUUCUCCAAAGAAAAACUGAGGAAGCUGCAAUGGCUACAAAGAGGUUAAAAGAAUUGCUCGAAAUUCGGAAAUGUUCAACUCGGGAAAACUUUGUUAAUGGUAAUGGAAAUGGAAUGAGUGGCCAGAGCAAUGAAAAACCUUCACAGCGAUGGCUUGAUCAUGAACUAGAAGUAAUGGUCAAUGUUCAUCAAGUUCGUUACGAAUACGAGAAGCAAAGUCAAGUAAAAGCUGCAUUGGCAGAAGAGUUGGCUGUUUUGAGACAAGUUGGCGAAAUUGUUUCCAAGGGUGUCAGCCCUUCUAGACAAAAAAAUGGUGCUUCCAGGGUAUCUUUGAUGUCACCAACUGCAAGAAUGUCAAGAAUUGCAUCUCUUGAAAGCAUGCUGAGUAUUUCAUCAAAUUCACUCAUUGCAAUGGCUUCACAGUUGUCAGAAGCUGAAGAACGUGAGCGUAGCAUCAGUAGUCGUGGACGCUGGAACCAGCUCCGUUCUAUAGGGGAUGCCAAGAACCUACUCCAGUAUAUGUUCAAUCAUCUCAGUGAUGCAAGGUGCCAACUUUGGGAAAAGGGCACAGAAACGAAAGAGAUGAAAGAGCAGAUCAAGGAACUCAUAGUCUUAUUACGGCAAAGUGAACUCAGACGAAAGGAAGUUGAAAAGGAACUGAAAAACAAAGAUCAAGCUGCUUCUGUUGCAAUGGCGACAACUCCCUCAGCGAAGUCUCACAAGCACAAUGCCGAUGAGAUGAGUGCUCCUCUGUCCCCAGUUUCAGCUCCGGCACAAAAACAGCUCAAAUACACAGCAGGAAUCUCUAAUGGGAAGCUGAGGGAAAUAGCAGCAUUCACGGGUCGAUCACAAAAGACAGAUCAGUUGUCUACGAAGAAACUAGCAGUCGUGGGACACGGUGGGAAACUAUGGAGAUGGAAAAGGAGUCAUCAUCAGUGGCUCUUACAAUUCAAAUGGAGAUGGCAGAAACCAUGGAGACUUUCAGAGUCAAUCAAACGCAAUGAUGAGAUGAUCAUGAGGGGCAGGCCCCGACCAGCUCCCUCCGAUGCUGUGUAUAGAAGCGGCCGCUAGCUUUGUAUAUCCCAAUGACGUAUAUAUGCUCCAGCUACAACACACGGUGCAAGGCUGGGCAAUGGAAUAAGUAGAGAUGAAAUUCAUUCUUUCUCUAUUCCUUUGACAUUUAGUCUUCCUGAUGAUUUGUCAACCUCAUUCUGCAUUGAAAAAUGCAGGUAUGGCUACUUCUAUGAGGUGAUGCCAUUGUUAAAUACAUCUCACCUUCACCAUUUUCUUCAACUCGAAGCAUCUGGUGUCAGAUCCUCAUUCUUGUAUAUAGUUUUAGGUUUGUGGAUAUUGUAUUCAUUUUGUUAAAAGAGGUAUAGUUCAAAUGCUA
This is a messenger RNA of Salvia splendens (bonfire salvia), 3493 nucleotides long. RefSeq names its product kinesin-like protein KIN-4A. Gene Ontology annotation, molecular function: microtubule motor activity; ATP binding; microtubule binding. The coding region runs from base 85 to 3174 and encodes 1029 amino acids. Gene Ontology annotation, biological process: spindle elongation; microtubule-based movement; mitotic spindle organization. Gene Ontology annotation, cellular component: microtubule associated complex. The record is from RefSeq and is a predicted model, not a curated record. Lineage: Eukaryota; Viridiplantae; Streptophyta; Magnoliopsida; Lamiales; Lamiaceae. The transcript is spliced from 25 exons.